AAUCACAUAAAUUUACUUCGAUAAUUGGAUUACAUCCUAGUGUUUCAUUAUCAGUGAGACGGAGAUGGAGUGAAGUAAUCCAUAAAUUAAUUUUAAAAUUAAAAAAGAAAAAGCAAAAAAGGCGGUGAGAUUUGGGAAUCAAAUGAUGGGGGCAGCGUUCACUGUAACCGUCUAAUUGGUGGGAAAAGCCGAGUGGAAUUCGUGCGUUAUUCCAUUUUUUGAAAAGGCAUUUUAUAAACUAGAGGUAGAGCUCGCACGAACCCGAAGCUCAGGGCCUUUUCUUCUUCUCAAUCACCCGCCACAACGUACAAAACCUUGCACGUUUUGAAGCUGAAAGGUGAGAUGGAAGCUGACGGGGAACAUGGUCUGGAGACACCUUUACUGCAGGAUCCAAAUGUCGUGACAAUCACAGUUGAUCAGACAAAUGGUGAUUCUAGGAAGAAAGUUAGGACUCUAACAUUCAAAAUAGGUGGUAUAACGUGUGCGUCUUGUGCUACAUCAAUAGAAACUGCAGUGGGAAGACUAGAUGGAGUUCAGAGCAUCAUGGUGUCUCCUCUCCAAGGCCAAGCUACCGUAAAAUUUGUUCCAGAAUAUAUCAGCGCAAUGAAGAUAAAAGAAGCUGUGGAAGAUGCGGGCUUUGGAGUUCAUGAGUUUCCUGAAGAUAAUGCGGUAUGUCGAAUCAGAAUCAAAGGGAUGGCAUGCACAAGCUGUUCUGAAUCUGUAGAACGAGCACUGUCAAUGGCUAGUGGAGUCAAGAAAGCUGUUGUUGGUUUAGCUCUUGGAGAAGCUAAAGUCCACUAUGACCCAAACCUUACAGACACUAACCACAUUGUUGAAGCAAUAGAAAAGGCUGGCUUUGGAGCUGAUCUGAUUAGCUCUGGCAGUGAUUUAAGUAAGAUACAUCUUAAAGUAGAAGGAAUUGGUACUCUGGAUCAGUGGAAUAAAGUUAAAUCCUCACUUGAGUAUUCUGAAGGUGUAAGUCAGGUUCAAAUGGACUUUCAAGAGAACAGGCUCACAAUUAGUUACGAGCCGCAUACAAUUGGUCCUCGAACUCUUAUUCAGUGCAUCAAAGAGGCUGAUCAUGGAACCAAUUCGUAUCACGUAAGCUUGUACACUCCACCCUGUGGACGUGAAACAGAGAGAGAACAUGAAACCCAAAUGUAUAAGAGUUUGUUUCUGUAUAGCUGCAUAUUCUCAGUUCCAAUAUUUGUUUCCUCUAUGGUGCUUCCAAUGGUACCGCCUUACGGGAAUUGGUUAGACUAUAAGGUUUUCAAUAUGCUCACAGUUGGGGUGCUUCUAAGAUGGGUCCUUUGCACCCCUGUGCAGUUUAUAAUUGGUCGAAGGUUUUAUGUGGGAUCAUAUCAUGCACUUAGAAGACAAUCUACAAAUAUGGAUGUUCUAGUGGCUUUGGGCACUAACGCUGCAUACUCCUAUUCAGUAUACAUAAUGAUAAAAGCUUUGACUUCACAUUCAUCUGAGGGGCAAGAUUUCUUCGAAACCAGUGCCAUGUUGAUUUCCUUUAUUCUUUUAGGAAAGUAUCUUGAAGCUCUGGCCAAAGGGAAAACAUCUGAUGCUUUGGCAAAGUUAAUUGACCUUGCUCCUGAAACAGCCUACCUUCUAACACUGGAUGGAGCUGGAAAUGUCUUAUCAGAAGUUGAAAUAAGUACUCAACUAAUACAGAAGGACGACAUACUUAAAGUUGUCCCAGGUGCAAAGGUUCCUGUUGAUGGCACAGUUAUUAAUGGUCAGAGCCAUGUGAAUGAGAGUAUGGUCACAGGAGAAGCAAGACCAGUUGCUAAAAAGAUUGGUGAUAAGGUGAUAGGUGGAACAGUGAAUGAGAAUGGGUGUAUAUUGAUUAGGGCCACUCACGUUGGUUCUGAGACUGCUCUUUCACAAAUCGUCCAAUUAGUUGAAGCUGCUCAGCUCGCAAGAGCACCUGUUCAAAAGCUGGCCGAUCAGAUAUCAAGAUUUUUUGUUCCUACGGUAGUUGUAUCAGCUUUUGUGACAUGGGUAGCAUGGUAUUUACCCGGAGCAUUAGGGUUAUAUUCCAAAAGCUGGAUACCGCAAGGCAUGGAUUCAUUUGAGCUUGCAUUGCAAUUCAGUAUAUCAGUGCUGGUGGUUGCAUGCCCUUGUGCUCUUGGAUUGGCAACACCUACUGCAGUCAUGGUUGCCACGGGAAAAGGGGCCUCUCAAGGCGUUCUUAUCAAGGGUGGAAGUUCUCUUGAGAAAGCACAUAAGAUCAAAGUGGUAGUAUUCGAUAAAACUGGAACAUUGACAAUUGGGAAACCUGCUGUGGUCAGCGCUGUGCUUUUCUCAGGAUUUUCUCUGGAAGAGUUUUGCGAUUUAACUAUUGCGACAGAGGUGAACAGUGAACAUCCAGUAGCAAAAGCUGUAGUGGAGCACGCCAAGAAUCUGCGCCAGAAAAGUGGGACCCAAAUUGGAUAUUUUCCCGAUGUAGACAACUUUGAGGUCCACUUAGGAGCUGGAGUGAGUGGAGGAGUCGGAGGCAGAAGAGUUUUAGUUGGAAACAAGAAGCUAAUGUGUGCUUUUGAUGUUCCUGUUGGGAAUGAGGUUGAUAAGUACAUUUCUGAGAAUGAGAAUCUUGUCCGUACAUGUGUGUUGGUUGCCAUUGAUGAAAGAGUGGCUGGAGCCUUUGCCGUAACUGAUCCGGUGAAGCCUGAGGCUGCCCGUGUCGUAUCUUUUCUCCACUUGAUGAAUAUCACAAGUGUCAUUGUGACCGGUGAUAACUGGGCAACUGCUAAUGCUAUAGCAAAGGAAGUUGGAAUCCAGGAUGUGUUUGCUGAGACUGAUCCUAUGGGAAAAGCAGAUAAGAUCAGAGAAUUGCAGUUGAGAGGUGCUGGAGUGGCAAUGGUGGGGGAUGGGAUAAACGAUUCACCGGCACUGGUUGCAGCAGACGUUGGGAUGGCAAUUGGUGCGGGCACCAAUGUAGCCAUUGAAGCUGCAGACAUCGUCCUUAUCAAGAGCAACCUGGAAGAUGUGAUCACUGCCAUAGAUCUCUCAAGAAAGACCAUGUCUCGGAUCAGGCUAAACUAUGUAUGGGCACUUGCAUACAAUGUUCUCGGCAUGCCGGUUGCUGCUGGGGUAUUGUACCCCUUCACUGGAAUACGUAUGCCACCUUGGCUUGCCGGUGCAUGCAUGGCUGCAUCGUCUAUCAGUGUCGUUUCUUCGUCCUUGCUUCUCCAGUCCUAUAAGAGACCUCUUUCCAUUCAAGGUUGAUUCCAACCCCAGUUUCCACUUCUGCUAUUAUUAAAUAUAAAUAUGUGUGUGUAUGGGUGAUGGUAUUACAAAUUCUGUCGUCUGCUCAUAAAUGGAUGUAGGCAAAACAAGAACCAAACGAAUUCACUCUUGGGUAUAAUGCAUUUUUGGUUACCUAACUAUAGGAGCUGGCAAAACUUAUCCCAUUUUCUUUAUUUAUUUCCUCUUUCAGGCAAUUUAAACCAUUACUUGUGAACAUAUCUAGUAUGAGG
Cuscuta europaea is the source of this 3488-nucleotide messenger RNA. Lineage: Eukaryota; Viridiplantae; Streptophyta; Magnoliopsida; Solanales; Convolvulaceae. The record is from the annotation of a GenBank genome assembly.